AUGGUUGAGCAGCUGCAAGGCACAUGGAAAUCCACGUCUUGUGAACAUUUUGAAGACUACAUGAAGGAACUAGGAAUAGGAAGAGUAAGCAGGAGACUGGGCUGUUUGGCAAAGCCUACUGUGACUAUCAGCACAAAUGGAGACAUUAUCACUAUAAAAACCAAGAGCAUUUUUACAAACAAUGAGAUUUCCUUUAAACUGGGAGAAGCGUUUGAGGAAGCCACACCAGAUGGCCAUAAAACUAAGAGUACAAUAACCUUAGACAAUGACUCCUUGAUGCAGACGCAGGACUGGAAUGGCAAGGAGAUCACAAUAACGAGAAAGUUGGUGGAUGGGAAAAUGGUGGUGGACAGUGCUGUGAACAAUGUUACCUGCACUCGGACAUAUGAGAGAAUAUAA
Echinops telfairi (small Madagascar hedgehog) is the source of this 399-nucleotide messenger RNA. RefSeq names its product fatty acid binding protein 12 (gene FABP12). Bases 1 to 399 code for a protein of 132 amino acids. The record is from RefSeq and is a predicted model, not a curated record. Gene Ontology annotation, cellular component: nucleus; cytosol. Gene Ontology annotation, molecular function: fatty acid binding. The transcript has 4 exons. NCBI's taxonomy places the organism in Eukaryota, Metazoa, Chordata, Mammalia, Afrosoricida, Tenrecidae. Gene Ontology annotation, biological process: fatty acid transport.